Glycine soja is the source of this 6043-nucleotide messenger RNA. RefSeq lists its product as uncharacterized. The transcript is spliced from 9 exons. Gene Ontology annotation, molecular function: protein binding. Bases 134 to 5803 code for a protein of 1889 amino acids. Lineage: Eukaryota; Viridiplantae; Streptophyta; Magnoliopsida; Fabales; Fabaceae. The record is from RefSeq and is a predicted model, not a curated record.
UGAAGGGUUAACCUAUAUUCCCCCCUUGGCCUUCCCCAUUUGGUUAUUUUUUUCUCGCACAGCAAAAAAGGGUUUACGUUUCGCACGGUGCUCACUCGCUUCGUUCCCUUCCUACUCUCGCUGAUCAUCAUCCAUGGCUCAACAACGCGCCACCUCCGAUACUCGCCCCAACAACCUCGCCGUCACACCGCCAUUGCAGAUCUCCAAAGAUGUCCAAGGAUCUGACAAUCCCAUUCCACUCUCACCACAGUGGCUUCUGCCAAAGCCAGGGGAGAGUAAACCUGGAUCAGGAUCUGUGGAGAACCAUGUGGUCUCAAACUCACCAUUUGGCCAUCAUUCAGAGACUGUUAAGACAUCUGGAAAUGGAGAGGAUGUUCUUGAUACCCAUAAGAAAAAGGAUGUCUUUAGGCCAUCCAUGUUUGACUCGGAAAGUGGACGUCGUGACCGUUGGCGUGAUGAGGAGAGAGACACUAAGUCCUCCAUCCGGAAGGAUCGUUGGAAGGAUGGAGACAAAGACCUAGGUGAUUCUCGAAGAGUGGAUCGACGGACAGAUAAUUUGUCUGCAAAGAACUUUGCAGAAGCACGCCGUGGUGCAUCUGAUAACCAUAGAUGGAAUGAUUCAGGAAAUCGAGAAACUAACUUUGACCAGCGGCGUGAAAGUAAGUGGAACACACGCUGGGGUCCUGAUGACAAGGAGCCAGAAGGCAUUCGUGAAAAAUGGAGCGACUCUGGCAAAGAUGGUGAUUCAUAUUUGGAAAAAGGUUUGUUUAACAUUUCCAAUCAGGGAAAGGAUGAGAAGGAGGGAGAUCACUAUCGGCCAUGGAGACCUAACUACUCACAGAGUCGUGGAAGGGUAGAUCCUUCCCAUACGACCCCAAACAAACCAGCCUCUACAUUUUCCUAUGGGCGUGGCCGUGGGGAUAAUACACCCCCAGUCUCUAGUCUUGGACAUGGCCGGGCUGGUUCUUUUGGUAGUUCUUUGAGUAGCACAUACCCAGGAACAGCAUUGGAAAAAGUCGAAGGUGGCCGUGAAGAAAAUCGCCCCUUUAAAUAUAAUCGGACAAAAUUGCUUGAUGUGUACAGAAUGACUGGUAUGGGUACAGAUAGAAAACUAGUUGAUGAUUUUGUGCAAGUACCUAAUCUUACUCAGGAUGAACCAGUGGAGCCUCUAGCUUUUCUGGCCCCAAAUUCUGAGGAACUGACUGUCUUAAAGGGUAUUGACAAAGGGGAGAUAAUUAGCAGCAAUGCACCUCAGGUGCCAAAAGAUGGAAGGAGCUCAACAGAUUUUACUCAUACAAGACGAAUGAAACCUGGUAGUGCACCUUUCCAAUAUAGAGGUGAAGAUGGAGGUUCUUACAAAGUGCCUGAUGAGGUAUCCAGCAAUAGAGAUUCAUCCGUUGAAGGAAAUAGCUCUGUUCAUCCUGGUGCUCCAUGGCGAACAAUGCCGAUGGGAGAACAUGCUACCGCCCAGUUUCACGAUAGCAGAGAUGUAAUUAGUGAUGUUAGAUUCAGAAAAGCAGAUCUGAACUCACCCCAACCAAAAGAUCCUCAUAAUCAGUGGGAGAAUAAUUUGGGUUAUUUAUCUGACCCCAAAGAAGUAGCUAAGUGGCAAGCUAACGAAGAUCCUGUCAUUAAGAGGCAGUUGUCUGGCAUUUUGGACAGUGAACUUGAAACCAGAAGAGUUCCACAGACUGCUCCAGAGGAGUUAUCCCUUUUAUAUAAAGAUCCUAAGGGUCUAAUCCAAGGUCCAUUUAAAGGAAUUGAUAUUAUUGGAUGGUUUGAGGUUGGAUAUUUUGGUAUUGAUUUACCUGUUCGUCUGGAAAAUUCAGCGGUGGACUCACCAUGGUUUUCUCUUGGUGAUGUUAUGCCUCAUUUGCGAGCUAAAGCCCGACCACCACCUGGGUUUUCUGCACCAAAAGCGAAUGACUUUACAGAUGUUCCUGGCCAGCAAAUUUCCAGUACUUUUGGGAAUACCCUUGCUGGUUUGAAUGAGGUUGACAUUUUGAGAAGUGAUUCUGGGCAUAGGCAGGGUUCGGAUACUGAAGCUGAAAAUAGGUUUCUGGAGUCACUUAUGUCUGGUAGCAAGAACAGUCCCCCCCUUGAUAACCUGACAUUAUCAGAAGGGUUACAAGGGUUUGUUGGAAGUAAUCCUGGUAAUAUGGGCCCAUCAGGAGUUGAUAGUGGAAAUAAUCUUUACUUGCUUGCCAAGAGGAUGGCGCUUGAACGGCAGAGGUCCUUACCCAAUCCCUACCCAUAUUGGCCGGGGCGUGAUGCAGCAGCUUCAUUUGCUCCAAAAACGGAUGUUGUACCAGAUGCAUCAUUGCAUUCAAAAUUAUUGUAUUCAGUGAGUGAUAACUCCCGUCAACCUCAGUCCCAAAGUUCGGAGUUAAUGUCAAUCAUCCAAGGAUUAUCCGAUAGGAUGUCUGCAGGCUUAAAUAAUGGUGCUGCGGGAUGGCCAAAUUAUCCCUUGCAAGGUGCAUUGGAUCCCCUACAGAAUAAAAUUGCCUUGCUUCAUGAUCAGAAUUUUCCUCAAAUGCCAUUUGGGAUUCAACAAAGACUGCCGAUACAAAACCAAUUGUCUUUAAGCAAUUUACUGGCUCAAGCUGCUGAUAACCCGUCUAACACUUUGACAGCGGAGAAGCUACUUUCUACAGGUUUAUCACAAGAUCCACAAAUAUUAAAUAUGCUGCAACAGCAACACUUGUUGCAACUGCAUUCUCAAGCAGCUGCUCAAGCACAGCAGAUGCCCUUGAUUGAUAAACUCCUGUUGCUGAAGCAGCAACAGAAGCAGGAGGAGCAGCAGCAGUUACUGCGACAACAGCAACAACUGCUUUCACAAGUGUUGCAAGACCAACAGUCUAGCCAGCUUUUUAACAAUUCAUCUUUUGGACAGUUGCAAGGUGUAAUACCCUUGGGGAAUUUGCGUGUUGAUCCUUCUCAACUUCAACCACCACAAGAGAUCUUUCCCAUGAGCUCUCAGAUGCCAAUUCCCAGUGUGCAUAAUGACCAUAGUUCUAAUUCUUUGAAUUUACCACCGAAAGAUAGUCAAGACACAAGUGGUAAUGUAAGCAGUGAAGCUUCUAUACAUCUGCCUCACCAAUUAUUUGGUGGUAAUAGUUGUCCAGAAAAUUGGGGCCCUAAUCUUACGGAACAAAUUAGUGAAAAGUCUAGCCAGCUUUUUAACAAUUCAUCUUUUGGACAGUUGCAAGGUGUAAUACCCAUGGGGAAUUUGUGUGUUGAUCCUUCUCAACUUCAGCCACCACAAGAGAUCUUUCCCAUGAGCUCUCAGAUGCCAAUUCCCAGUGUGCAUAAUGACCAUAGUUCUAAUUCUUUGAAUUUACCACCGAAAGAUAGUCAAGACACAAUUGGUAAUGUAAGCAGUGAAGCUUCUAUACGUCUGCCUCACCAAUUAUUUGGUGGUAAUAGUUGUCCGGAAAAUUGGGGCCCUAAUCUUACUGAACAAAUUAGUGAAAAGUAUCAGAACAAAACCUUCCCCAUAUCAACUCUUGUUGAGAGUUCUCCGUUGCUUGAUCAGAACAGACCCAGAGAGGAACCACACAUUGGGCUGGAACCCCAUUCUGUUUCUGAUUACACUGCUAACUCAGUGGAGCAGUUGCCACCUAGCAAUUUUACACCUGAUGUUGUCGUGACCUCAAUUUCUAAGCCUGAUGAGAACUCUGGACAUCUACAUUGUGUUGCACCCACCAUUGCCUUAUCUUCAGCUGGAUCUAACAGGAUUGAGUUACCACCUGUGAGUGGUCCUGGUAUGGAGGUGAAGACCAAAUUGGAUAUUGUGCAUGAAGAGCAACAUUCUGGAAGAGACAUCUCAGUAUCCGAGCCCUCUCCAGCAGACAUACGAAGCAUUAAAUCUCAUGAACCCAAAAAGGCUACCGAGAAGAAAUCUAAGAAGCAAAAAUCAGCCAAAUCUCAGUCUUCUGAUCAAACAAAGGGAGUGCUAAAGAGUGUCACUUCGCAGCCAGCAAAUCAGGCAGAAGUUGAAAUACCAAAAUUAAGUGAGUUGGGGGAAGCCAACAGGGCUGAAUCAUUACAUGAAACAAACAUGCAACAAACAAGAGUUAAGGGAACUCAGAUUGGAAGUGCAGUCAUAGAGGCAGUUGAUCACCAACAAGCUGGUGGCUGGUCUGCUAAUGUUACUGGCAACGUCACUGGAUCAGUUGAUGUGGGUGAGGCCAAGGCAGCUAGCUCUAUUGUGAUGCAGAAAGCUGAAGUACCUGCAGGACGAGCUUGGAAACCUGCUCCUGGUGUCAAACCAAAAUCUUUCUUAGAAAUUCAACAGGAAGAACAGAGGAAGGCAGAGACUGAAAUGCUUGUAUCUAAUAUUGCUGUUUCUGUCAAUUCAAUGAGUCUGGUAAGUCCCUGGGCUGGGGUUGUGUCCAAUCCAGACUCUAUGAAAGUUUCUAGUGAAAGUCACAAAGGAGCCAAUACAGAAUAUCCUGUUAAAUCUGAAACUUCUCAAAAUCUUAAAAGCAAGAAAAGUCAUCUACAUGAUCUAUUAGCAGAAGAAGUUUUAAAGAAAUCUAAUGAAAUAGAAGCUGAGGUUCUAGAUAGUAUAUUGCCCUUACAUAAUAUAGCUGUACGUUCAGAAUCCGUGGAUGAUGGCAAUUUUAUUGAGGCAAAAGAUACUAAAAGAAGCCGAAAAAAGUCAGGAAAAUCAAAGGGUUCGGGAACUAAAGCUUCAUUGCCAGUUGCAUCUUCUGAGGCACCUAUAGUUUCAAGCCCCAUUGAAAAGGGAAAAAACUCCUGUUCAGCACAGCAAGAGAAAGAAGAAUUGCCUGCCAUCCCAGCAGGACCCUCUCUGGGAGAUUUUGUACUAUGGAAAGGAGAGCGAGAACCACCAAUACCAUCUCCUUCUCCAGCAUGGUCUACUGAUUCUGGUAGAGUUCCAAAACCAACUUCAUUAAGGGACAUUCUGAAGGAGCAGGAGAGAAAAGGCUCUUCUGCAAUUCCUGUGAGCCCAAUGCCUCCCCCUCAGAAAUCUCAGCCUCCUCAGUCUACAUGGAGCAGUGCUUCGUCACGGUCAAUUUCAGCAUCCUCUCCAUCUAAAGCUGCUUCUCCAAUUCAGAUAAAUUCCCAAGCUUCUCAAUCAAAGCACAAAGGGGACGAUGACUUGUUCUGGGGUCCAAUGGAUCAAUCUAAGCAAGAUACUAAGCACAGGUCAGGUUUCCCUCAGCUUGUGAGCCAGGGUAGCCGGGGUUCGAAAAAUGUUCCCUUGAAAGGUAAUUCUCCUGGAUUAUUGACAAGACAAAAAUCAGUGAGUGGCAAACCAACUGAGCGGUUUUUAGCAUCAUCACCUGCCUCUUCUCAAUCAGUGCUGAAGUUGAAAAAAGAUGCCAUGACAAGGCAUUCUGAGGCCACGGACUUCAGAGAUUGGUGUGAGAAUGAGUGCGUUAGGCUUAUUGGGACAAAAGAUACAAGUUUCCUUGAAUUUUGCUUGAAGCAAUCUAGAUCAGAAGCUGAGAUGCUUCUUAUAGAAAACCUUGGAUCAUAUGAUCCUGACCAUCAAUUCAUUGAUAAAUUCCUCAAUUACAAGGAGUUGUUACCGUCAGACGUUUUGGACAUAGCUUUUCAGAGUAGGAAUGAUAAGAAAGUUACUGGAUAUGGUGUGGAAGGCACGGCAUCGGUUAGUGCAGAUAUACUGGAUGUGGACUACACUGAAGGAUCCUCUAAAGGAGGUGGAAAGAAGAAAGGUAAAAAGGGGAAAAAGGUCAGCCCAUCAGUUUUGGGAUUUAACGUUGUGAGUAACCGGAUCAUGAUGGGUGAGAUCCAGUCUGUAGAAGAUUAAUUUAAUUGAGUUGAUGAGGUUGUUAUCGUAGAUGUACAUACAUUUUGGUCGGACUUUGUAAAUGGUUUUUUCCGUUUUAGGUGUUUUAUAUGUUCUUUUUUAUACAGAAACUUUAGCAGUAUUGACUGGAUCUGCUUAACCAAUUUUGUUAUCUAAUGUAGUUGUUUUGACGUUUCAUUGCGUUGACAAUGAUUUUAUCUCAUGUCAAUCUUAACGAGUUUUUCAAUUCAUCUUUCAUCA